This is a messenger RNA of Phycodurus eques (leafy seadragon), 6954 nucleotides long. It is a transcript of the gene mst1ra, whose product is annotated as macrophage stimulating 1 receptor a. Bases 158 to 4300 code for a protein of 1380 amino acids. Gene Ontology annotation, molecular function: ATP binding; protein binding; transmembrane receptor protein tyrosine kinase activity. Gene Ontology annotation, biological process: regulation of cell shape; multicellular organism development; negative regulation of cell adhesion. The record is from RefSeq and is a predicted model, not a curated record. Gene Ontology annotation, cellular component: semaphorin receptor complex; membrane. The transcript is spliced from 21 exons. NCBI's taxonomy places the organism in Eukaryota, Metazoa, Chordata, Actinopteri, Syngnathiformes, Syngnathidae.
UGGCGAGCCUGGAGUUGUGUGGCAGCUUGAACUCUGCUCAAACUACACAAAAUUCCAGUCAUCCUCUCAGAGAUCCAGUGCUCCUUCAGAAUGGCAUCAAAGUCCAAAGGGGCGUCUUCCGGGUAGCCCACCGACCACGAGGGCCCGUGCCUUAGACAUGCAGGCGUGGGCGGCCGCCUUCCUGACGCUAUGCACGUGGAUACGGGCCGACGUUUCCCCAGGACAGCGCACGUGUCCUCCGGGUCUCCGCAGUCAGGUCGACUUCUCGGUCAAAUACCAGCUGCCCCAUUUCCAAACGGUGCACCCCAUACAGAACGUGGCGGCCAACCCGCUCACUCCAGAGGUAUACGUCGGCUCGCGGAACAUAGUGGAGGCGCUGGACGACGAGCUGAGCAAAUUAUGGGAGGUGAAAACAGGGCCGGUGGGGAGUCCGGAAUGUAAAACCUGCCACCUGUGCAACAUUGAAGUAGAUCCCAGCGAUCCGGUGGAUACGGACAAUGUGGUGCUGAUCUUGGAUGCGGCGCUGGCUUUCCUGCCCUACCUGUACGUAUGUGGCAGUACGCAACACGGCAUCUGUUUCUUCAUCGACAUCGAGGCCAUGCCGCCAGAGCCUCUGUGUUUGUACAAAGAAAAGCAAAACUCCCCCUCGUACUGCCCGGACUGUCUGGCCAGUCCGCUGGGCACCAAGGUCACCAUUGUGGAACAGGCGGCCACGUCCUACUUCUUCGUGGCGGCCUCUGUUAAUGACAAAGUAGUACAGAAGUUCCCCCGCAGGUCGGUUUCCGUGGUGAGGCCGCUCUCGACCGAAGACGGAUUCCAAAUGGUGAUGGAGGGCCUUACGGUGCUGCCCCACCUGAGGGACUCGUACAGCGUCGAUUACAUCUACAGCUUCUCCACCCGCGACUUUGUCUAUUUCCUCUCCCUGCAGAGGGAGAACCCCUCCAAGGACGAUUCAGCAUUUCAGACCCGUUUAGGGCGGCUGCCCGUGGGGACUCACGAGGUGUGGACAUACCGGGAGCUGGUGCUGGAGUGCAGGUACGAGCCCAAGAGGCGGCGAAGGGAGCCCUUCAGGGACAUUGUGUACAACGGACUCAUUGCGGCUUACUUCGGCCGUGUGGGAAAGGAUCUGGCUACUGAGCUGAGGGUGGACGAGACCGAGGAAGUCCUCUACGGUGUGUUUGAGCAGGUGAGCGUGGCGGGAGAACCCCAAAAGAACUCGGCCCUGUGCGCCUUCUCCUUGAGCGACGUCAACAGCAAGAUUGACAAAGGCGUCGAAGACUGCUGCAGGUCCGGACAGGAACAAUUAUCCAGAGGAUUGUGUCACUUUCAGACAUGCGAGAACUGCCCACAUGAGUCAGGGAACGACAAUUGCACUGACAAACCCACGCUGGUGUCAAAACCGUACUACAGAAUAGACCUCUUCAACCGGCAAAUGAGGGAUGUCCUCUUCACGUCCAUCCUGGUUACCAUUAAUGGGAGACAAACCCUGGGCCACUUCGGGACUUCGGACGGAAGAAUUCUACAGGUCAUUCUUACAUUGGACACACCCUUCAUUUUUGCCAACUACUCUCUCGGGGACAUGCCAAUAUCAAGGACAGCAACUGUGUACAAUGAUGACUUGCUUCUUUUUGUGGCUAGAAAUCAGUUGUUUAAGGUGCCGACCAUAGGACCGGGCUGUACACAUUUUGUGACGUGCUCUAUGUGUUUGACGGCUCCGCGCUUCAUGAACUGCGGCUGGUGCUCAGGAAUCUGCUCGAGGCAAGAUGAGUGCGCCUCGCUGUGGAAUAAACAUUCUUGUGCGCCAGUCAUAACAGAGUUUUACCCCAAGACAGCACCAGCUGGUGGGGAAACCGAGCUGACACUUUGCGGCAGAGAGUUUCAAGCUCCUCUGAGACGCCCCAUCAUCAACGGUGUCACCCACACUGUCACUGUGGGCUCAGGGACAUUGUGUACAGUCCUCCCUGACAAAAGUAGAAGCCAAGUGCUGGUAUGCAAGCUGAAGAAGAAAGUGUCAAACCACAAUCUGACAAUCACACUGGACGUGCACGAGGGGAACACGAGGGCCGAGUACACCAUCGAAGGCACAGCUCGGGUGUCUGGCUUCUCUAUUGUGGAGCCCGACAUAAUACAAAUUAGACCUGAGCAUGGCCCUGUUUAUGGCGGUACGCUGGUCACACUGACGGGCCACAACCUUGAUUCUGGGAUGCAGAGAGAAGCCUUCAUAGCAGAAAAAAAGUGUCACAUUGAAAGUGUUUCUCUGGAAGGAAGUGGGAAUUGGUCUUCAAUUGUGUGCCUCACCGCGGCUGCGACAAACGUUGGGAGUGUUCCCAUCAAAGUCGUCAUCGACAACUUCGAAGUCACCACCACUAAGACAUUCAUCUAUAAGAAAAACCCUGUUAUAACCUCUGUGUAUCCUGACUGCAGUUUCGGCAGUGGCUCCAAGUUGGUGAUCAUGGGUCAGAAUCUUGACUCUGCACACAAAACUGUGCUCCAGUACAUGUCCAAUAUCACCCCAUGGAGCCCCCGAGAACAGGAAUGUAACGGCACUAGGAACGCUACCCAAAUGACGUGCCAGGCCCCCGUGUUUCCAUUUGACAUGUCAGAAGACAGGUCAAACACUGGGCAGCUUUUCAUUCACAUGGACGGCUUGGACGUGUGGCACAGACGUUUUGACUACCACCCAGACGCCAAAGUCAUCCCGUUUGAAAGUGAAGACAACAUGUUGCUCCUUAAACCGGGAGAGACUGAAGUUUCGCUGCACCAUCACAAACUGAACAGAGUGAACUUAUGCAUGAAGAUAAUCAUGACAAUUGGGGGCAUGGACUGUAACGCCCAAGUUCUCUUGAAUGAGCUGACCUGCAGGAUUCCGAAGAGCCAAGUGAUCCCCAGCGAAGGAUUGCCUGUCAGGGUCUCUGUGAAUGGCGAACCUCACGAUGUGGGCAUUGUCCUCUAUGAGGACGACAAUCACGACUCGGUCAUCGCGGCCAUUGUGCUGGGUGUCAUCUUCGCCUCGGUGGCGGGCGCCGGAAUCGCCCUAGUUGUGAUGAUUCAUUUGAGGAGGAAGAAGCGAGCCAUCAUCGAGAGUCGUUUAAACACCAGGCUGUCGAUGAACCGUAUGGCCAGCCAUGCUGAAAUGUCGCCGACGGGCGACUAUAGGCAGGUCCGUCUGUCUGUGCUUGUUCUAGUAGAUUCCAGCCAAAUGUCCGCUUCGGGAGGAAUGGCCUUUCAAGGUCUGCUGUAUGGUGCCAGCUACGACCACCUCGCCGUUCCGCUGAUUCAGCGGAACAGCGUCUCAAUGAUCAGCCUCAGCUCGGACCUGCUCGACGAGGUCAAAGAUGUCCUCAUCCCUGCUGAGAUGCUCAGAAUUGAAGAUAGUCAGAGCAUUGGCAAAGGUCACUUUGGGACUGUGUAUCAUGGAUAUCUAAAGGACAGCAAUAAGCAAGAGAUCCACUGUGCUGUUAAAUCAUUGAAUCGGAUCACAGAUUUAAAGGAAGUGGACCAGUUUCUCAGAGAGGGAAUCAUUAUGAAGGGCUUCCACCAUCCCAACAUUCUGUCUCUGCUUGGCAUCAUGCUGCCCAAAGAAGGGCUGCCCCUGGUGGUGCUGCCUUACAUGAAGCACGGCGACGUGCGGCAUUUUAUCCGCUCGCCGGAGAGGAAUCCAACAGUAAAAGACCUCAUCGGAUUUGGACUGCAAGUUGCCAAGGGGAUGCAGUAUUUAGCACAGAAGAAAUUUGUGCAUAGAGACCUGGCUGCACGCAACUGCAUGCUUGAUGAGACCUUCACCGUGAAGGUGGCAGACUUCGGGAUGGCACGUGAUAUUUACGACAAGGAGUACUACAGUAUUCAAGACCACCAGAGGGCAAAGUUACCCGUCAAGUGGAUGGCCAUCGAAAGCUUGCAGACACAGAAGUUCACCACCAAGUCGGACGUGUGGUCCUAUGGCGUGUUGGUGUGGGAGCUGGUGACCAGAGGGGCCAGUCCAUACCCACAAGUGGACCCCUAUGACAUCACGCACUAUUUACUAAGGGGCCGUCGGCUACCUCAGCCACAGUAUUGCCCCAAUACUCUCUAUUCCAUCAUGCUGGCAUGUUGGGACCCGGAGCCUGAACGUAGACCGACGUUCCUCAGCUUGGUCGCAGAUGUGCAGCACAUCCUGUCCUGUCUCACUGGAGAGCACUACAUUAACCUGAAGGUCAACUACGUCAAUUUAGACCAAGCCAGGGCGUACCCCUCACUGACUGCAUCCGCGGAUGAGGCCGAGGGCUCGGAGUCAGACACAAGCGGCCAAGAUGGCAGCUGAGGACCACUAAAAAUGAUAAGAACACACGAUCCAGCUCUUCAGGAUUCCAAAGAGAGACUUACUGGAAAUUCUUUUAUUUAUCAUGUGUUGUCUGGAUUAGGAGACACUGUAUGUACUGCGUGACUAAGGCUGGAUUUACACUGUGUGGUUCAAGAGACACAAUUGCAAUUUUUUUGCUGGCACAUUUGGGAAAUGCGUCAUGGCAAUGUACUGUAAAUAAACAAAGUGGAUAAAAAUGUGGAUACGCACUGAUCAGAUACGCCCCGUAAAUACAAGUGCAGUGUAAAUGCACAGAUUGCCUAUACCCCGACGAAGCAAGCGCAGCAUCAACUUGCAGAUCGGAUACGCCCCGUCAAUGUGUGUUCAGCGUAAAGGCACAGUUCAAUACAAGUGUGGCAUAAAUGCACACACAAAAAAAACAUAGAACCUGAAAUAAUGAUGAUGGCGUCUUACAAAUUUACUUACUCAUUGUGGAAUCUGGUCCUGUUAAGUUAAGCUCCACUAACUAUAUUCCCGAAAGUAUUCGCUCCCCUGCCUUGGCUCACACAUUAAUUUAAGUGACAUCCCAUUCCUAAUCCAUAGGGUUCAACAUCAUUCCACCCUUUGCAACUAUAACAUCUUGAACUAUUCUGGGAAGGCUGUCCCACAAAGUUGGGAGCGUGGACUUUUCCAAAUUCUCUUGGUAUGCUGAAAGAUUCUGAGUUCCUUGCACUGGAACGAAGGGGCUGAGGCCAGCUCCUGAAAAACAACCCCACGCCAUAAUCCCCCUUCUACCAAAAAUUACACUUGGCACAAUGCAGUCAGACAAGUACCGUUCUCCUGGCAACCACCAAACCCAGACUCGUCCAUCAGAUUGCCAGAUGGACAAGCGUGAUUCGUCACUCCAGAAAACGGAUCUCCACUGCUCUGGAGUCCAGUGGAGGCGUGCUUUAUACCACUACAUCCGACGCUUUGCAUUGCACUCGGUGAUGUAUGGCUUGGAUGGAGCUGCGCAGCCAUGGAAACUCAUUCGAUGAAGGUCUCUGCGCACUGUUCUUGAGCUAAUCUGAAGGCCACAUGAAGUUUGGUGGCCUGUAGCGAUUGACUCAGCAGAAAGUUGGCAACCUCUUCGCAUUCUGUGCCUCAGCUUCCGCUGACCCUGCUCCGUCAGUUUACGUGGCCUACCACUUCGUGGCUUAGUUGCUGCCAUUCCCAAAUGUUUCUCCGUUCUUACAAUACAGCUGACAGUCGACUGUGGAAUAUUUAGGAGCGAGGAAAUUUCACGACUGGACCUGUUCUACAGGUAGCAUCCUAUCACAGUUCCACGCUAGAAUUCACUGAGUUCCUCACAAAUACGAGUGAAUACUUUUGGCAAUAUAGCGUCGUAUUCUGUUGUAUGAAUGACACCGGUUAAUUGUACCCUCUGCCAUCUAGUUUUUUUAGAUUUUCUCACAUUUAAUUGUUCCGUCUGUUACUAGCUCUCACUGGAAUAGAUAAAUGAACAAAGAUAGAGGAUUUGUCGUGAAUCAGUAAUAUUUGGACCAAUUGAUUGAAAUUAAAUUUAGAUUCUAAUCUAGAGCGAAAGCACAGACAAUGAGAUUUCUUUUAUUUGAAGCAAUGGGGGUGGGUGUCAGCCCAUGGCAAAUAAACACAAUAUGCUUAAUAUUUUCUGUUAUUAAUGUAUUAUUGUUUAAUUCCGCAUUGACUCUUGUGGAGUUAUACUUGCACGUGUAUGUAUCACUUGAAAUGUACAUGGAAAUAAAUAUGCACAAAUUGCAAUUGGGCGCUUGGACCUGCAGUAUACAGUAAAUCCAGCCUAUGAUUGGUGGGACACUGUGCGAGUUCCACAUCUUGUUACAACAAAUGACCUUAAGCAAAACAGAGCUUGAAAUAAAAAAUUUAAAAAGAAGAUGUGAAAUACAAGCAAGGCCAAAUGAAUGUAAACUUUAGUCUCCGGGUAGACUUAUUCAGUCAUGUAAAGUACAUCGGCAUUAAGCGAAUGCUAACUCAGGGGACAACUUUUGUGGAUGUAAUUCAUAAUUUCUCUGAAUAUGGAUCAUGUGAAAGCAGUGCACUUAUGCAUUACCAGGGGUUCUCAAACUGGGAUCCCGGGACCCCAGGUGUUUGCAAGCUGUAGCUUCGGGGUCCACAAAAUAAUUUGCAAUAAAUUAUGUGAUAUCAUUUUUUUUUUUUUUUAAACUGCAUACCUACAGUACAUAUGAGAACUGGCGCCAAAUAAAACAUACUAAUAAAAUAAUAAACUCCUCCCUGCAAUGAUAGUGACAUAAAUCUGAAAUACUCGAAAGAUUUUUUUUUUUAUAUUAUAAUUUUAGAACAAAAGGCAUAUUACAGGAAUAAAGGCAUAAUUACAGGAAUAAAGGCAUAAUGUUUUUAAGAACAAUAGUUGCAUUUUUUCUCCAAGAAUCUAGUCCUAUUUUUUUAGAGAACAAAAACAUCUUUUCCAGAAUUAAAGGCGUUGUAUCACAAUAGUAACGUUGCAUUUUUUUUAAUUCACUUGUUAAAAUAUGACUUUCUUCCCCAAUUAAACUUUAACUUUAAUAUCGUAUUAUUGUGACUUUAUCCUAGAAAAAUAUCUGACUUUAUUCUCAUAAGAGAAUAUUUCAUCCCGACAAUACAUCUUUGUUCUUUAGAUAAAUAUGACUUCCUGAUCAAAU